AUGGAAAGUUCAUCUUCUUUGUCUAAAACCCCUUCUUUUCGACGAUCAACUUCUAAAAAGAUUGAUUACUUAUAUGAAGUAGAGUAUGUGAGUGAUGAUAGCAAAGUUCCUAUUACCCAACUCCCAUUACUUAAUCCUUACAAAGCUUUCACCAAACCAAAUUCCACUUUUCCAAAAGUCAUUCGCCAGGUGUUUGUCCCUAACAAACAUAAUGCAAAGGAGCUUGUUCUAGCCUCUCCGUUGGAACAACACCUUAUCCCGGCGACAGAAAUAGAACAGAUGAUUCCCCUCAGAAUCAAUGAAGGCAUGAUACAUCAUUGGCGAACUCAAGGAUAUACUCAUCUUCACUAUGGAGCAAUACGUUUGGCGCUAACACUCCAUGGCAGAAAAGGCUUACCAGUUGUAGCACGGGUAGCUCUCCUCGACACCCGAUACAAGGAAUACCAACAUGCUUGUAUUGCAACUAUCCAGACAACACUAAACGUUGGCACUGUUUUCGUCACUCUCUUCCCAAAUUUCAACGUGGCAAUGGAAGACCCUCAAAUAUAUCAGAACAUGCAAAUCCAGCUGCAAAUCACAGGAGCUCCACAAAUUGGAAACACGUAUGCAGCAACGCUUCACCAUCAAAUGGCGUAUAGAGUCCAAAAUCAUGCAAUGGACUUAAGUCUCCCUAGAGACACUGAAGAUGCGCUACUCAUACAAUUGGAAUCCCAGCAUAGCCCGUCGUGCAUCCAUAUUCCUAGACAGAUUCCUGGAGAUGAGCUUGUCAAGUUGCUUCCAAUAUCAUGGGUUACCAAUUACGAAAAGCUCCAUGACCGUAGCACCCCAAUACAAUCGGUGGACUCUUCUAUUCAUAGGAGAAAAGAUGGAGCUGUAGAGAUUGCUUUUAAGCAACAAGAAGAAAAGUCAAGACCAACGGCUUUCUGCACAGAAAUCAAUAUAAUUACUCCUUUUGAAGAAGCUCAAACUUUGGAAAACCAUCCACGUUUAGAUGGUGUUCCAAUCUCAUCUUUUGAUUCGCUGGGAGAUCCCAUUUACUCUUUUCAAGAUGAAAAGGGCCACAAAUUCUUUGAUGUUUGUGAUUGCCAACACUGCCAGAUGAAUAGUUCUGAUGAUGAUGACACCCCAAGGCGAAGGAGAAAAAAGAAAACUACACAACAAACCCUCAAAGAACGAUUUGAGUCUGGAGACACACAAGUUGGCCUUCUCGGAGAACCAAGUGGCAAGAAUUUUGAAUACUAUGUAUUGUAUUCAGGUGGCUCAACUCCCACAACACCUGACAAAGAAGAGGUACAACUAAGUUACAUGUGGCUCAACUCCCACAACACCUGA
Messenger RNA from Camelina sativa (false flax), 1332 nucleotides. NCBI's taxonomy places the organism in Eukaryota, Viridiplantae, Streptophyta, Magnoliopsida, Brassicales, Brassicaceae. The record is from RefSeq and is a predicted model, not a curated record.